This is a messenger RNA of Numida meleagris (helmeted guineafowl), 1710 nucleotides long. Its product is annotated as protein timeless homolog. Gene Ontology annotation, biological process: DNA repair; DNA replication checkpoint signaling; replication fork arrest. The record is from RefSeq and is a predicted model, not a curated record. Gene Ontology annotation, cellular component: replication fork protection complex. NCBI's taxonomy places the organism in Eukaryota, Metazoa, Chordata, Aves, Galliformes, Numididae. Gene Ontology annotation, molecular function: DNA binding. The coding region runs from base 1 to 1710 and encodes 569 amino acids. The transcript is spliced from 13 exons.
AUGCCCCUACUCCGUUUUGGGGGCUUUUUCUCCAGGGCUGACUGCUGCGCCCUGCAGGACUGGGAGCAGCGGCAGGAGGAGGACACGCUGCUGAUCGAGCGGAUCCUGCUGCUGGUGCGCAACGUGCUGCACGUGCCCCCCGACCCCGCUGAGGAGCAGGGUGUGGACGGCGACGCCAGCGUGCACGACCGCGUGCUGUGGGCGCUGCACAUCAGCGGCAUGGACGACCUGCUCAAGUUCCUGGCCAGCGCGCCGGCCGAGCAGCAGUGGGCUCUGCACGUCCUCGAGAUCAUCUCCCUCAUGUUCCGCGAUCAGAGCCCGGAGCAGCUGGCGGCGCUGGGACAGGGGCAGGCGGGCGCAGAGUGCGGGGAGGACACGCGGGAGCUGCAGAGCCUGCGGCAGCGGGAGCAGGCGGAGCGGAGAGCGCGGGUGCUGCAGCGCCCAUCCAGGCACUCGCGUUUCCGCGGUUCCUAUGUCAUCCAGGGGCUGAAGGCCAUUGGGGAGCACGACGUCGUCUUCCAUAAGGGGCUGCACAACCUGCAGAGCUACAGCCACGACCUGGGCAAGGAGACGCGCCGGGUGCCGCGGCGCCGCUGGGCCCCCCCUGAGCCUGGCCCCCCCCGGCGCUCUGCCCGCAACGUGAGGCUCUUCCUGAGCCGCUUCUGCCAGGACUUCCUGGAGGGCUGCUACAACCGCCUGAUGCUGCUGGUCAAGGACCAAUUACUGCGGGAGAAGGCGCAGCAGCACGACGAGACCUAUUACCUCUGGGCCACCGCCUUCUUCAUGGCCUUCAACCGCAGCCGGGGCUUCCGUGCCGAGCUGGUGUCGGAGACGGUGGGCGUGCGCUCCUUCCACUUCAUCGAGCAGCACCUCACCAACUACUACGAGAUGGCACUGAUGGACAAGAAGGAGGCGGCCACCUGGGCACGCAGGAUGCACCUGGCCCUGAAGGCGUACCAGGAGCUGCUGCGCACGGUGCAGGAGAUGGACCGCUCCCCGGAGCCAGCAGUGCGGGACAGCAGCCAGGUCAUCAAGAACCACAUCUUCUAUCUGAUGGAAUACCGUGAGCUGCUCCUCGCGCUCUUCCGGAAGUUCGACGAGACGAAGCAGCCUCAUGCGUUCCUGCGGGACCUGGUGGAGACGGCGCACCUCUUCCUCCAAAUGCUGGAGCGCUUCUGCCGCGGCCGCUCCGGCCUCGUGGUGCAGAGCAAACGUGUGAGGAGGAGGAAGAAGCCCCGUGCCCCCACAGCGCCGCAGCCGCCCGGCGCAGCAGAGCUGGAGGAGCUGUGGGCAGCGCUGGCCCCGCAGCUCCAGGGCUGCCUGCAGGGCACGGUGCCGCUCCCCGAGGACGUGGUGCCCUUUGAUGCCACCUCGGAGACCCCGGUGGAGGAGCAGCGUGCGGUGGCUCUGCUGCGCAUCCAGGAGUGCCUGCGGGGGGGGCAGGCCCCCCAGGCCCUGCGGCUGCUGCGCUGCGCCAGGGAAGUGUGGCCCGAAGGGGACGUGUUCGGCCCCCCCGGCGUGGAGCCCCCCGAGGAGACGCAGCUGCUGCGGGAGAUCUGCUUCGCCGCGCUGCCCCGGCCUGCACCCCCCCCUGAGGCUGAGGAGCCCGAGGAGCCCGAGGAAGAAGAGGAGGAGGAAGAGGAGGAGGAGGAGGAGGCGGUGCGGGUGUCCGAGAAGGAGUUCAAUUUCAUGGACUACCUCAAGCGGUGA